Messenger RNA from Musa acuminata subsp. malaccensis (wild Malaysian banana), 1921 nucleotides. Its product is annotated as 3-ketoacyl-CoA synthase 10. NCBI's taxonomy places the organism in Eukaryota, Viridiplantae, Streptophyta, Magnoliopsida, Zingiberales, Musaceae. Gene Ontology annotation, molecular function: acyltransferase activity, transferring groups other than amino-acyl groups. Gene Ontology annotation, biological process: fatty acid biosynthetic process. Gene Ontology annotation, cellular component: membrane. The record is from RefSeq and is a predicted model, not a curated record.
CGCAACCUAUUUUGGCAGUGGAUGUUCAUUGUUGCUGGUUGAGCGGAGAGACAUGAAUCGGAGUAUGCGGAUUAUCUCUUCUUUGCACUCCAUUGCACGGUCUGAGAGAGAGCAAGAAUUCAAGAAUCAUUCGCACCAAAGAAGAGAGAUAGAUGGCCGGCGAGCACGCGCUCCUGUCGGCAGAGAUCGUGAACCGCGGAAUCGAGUCCUCCGGCCCCGACGCCGGUUCACCCACCUUCUCGGUCCGUGUGCGGCGGAGGCUGCCGGACUUCCUUCAGUCGGUGAACCUGAAUUACGUUAAGCUGGGCUACCGCAACCUUGUCGGCCAUGCCGUGUACUGGGCUACCGUACCUCUGCUCGCCGUGGUGGGAAGUCUGAGCAGAGAGGCGCUGUGGAGGAAGGCGUGGGAGGAGACGAGCUACGAUCUCGCCACCCAGCUAGCUUUCCUUGUUGCGCUCGCGUUCACCGUCGCCGUCUACUUCAUGUGGAAGCCGAGGCCCAUCUACCUCCUCGACUUCGCCUGCUACCGCCCCUCCGACGAUCUGAAGGUGUCCAACGAGGAGUUCAUAGAGCUGGCGAGGAAGUCCGGCAAGUUCAACGAGGAGAGCCUAGCGUUCCAAUCCCGGAUCUUGAAGUCCUCCGGCAUCGGCGAUGAGACCUAUGUCCCCAAGUCCAUAUUCUCUCCAGGCAACUGCGCCACCAUGACAGAAGGCCGCGCCGAGGCCUCCACGGCCAUGAUCAGCGCCCUCGACGAGCUCUUCGACAAGUGCCGCGUCCGGCCGAAGGACAUCGGCAUCCUCGUCGUUAACUGCAGCCUCUUCAACCCCACGCCGUCACUCUCGGCCAUGAUCUUGAACCACUACAAGAUGAGGAGCAACAUACUGAGCUACAACCUCGGCGGGAUGGGGUGCAGUGCCGGCGUGAUCGCGCUCGACUUGGCCCGCGACAUGCUGCGGGCCAAUCCCAGCAGCUACGCCGUCGUGGUCAGCACCGAGGCAGUGUCCUUCACCUGGUACACCGGCCGCAAUCGGUCGAUGCUCAUACCGAACUGCUUCUUCCGCAUGGGGUGCUCCGCGGUCCUGCUCUCCAACCGCAGGCGAGACUUCCGCCGGGCCAAGUACCGGCUCGAGCACAUCGUGAGGACCCACAAGGGCGGCGACGGCCGGAGCUUCAGGUGCGUGUAUCAAGAGGAGGACGAGGAAAGAAAGAAGUGCCUCUGCAUCAGCCGUGACCUCAUGGAGGUGGGAGGCCAUGCACUCAAGGCCCACAUCACCACCUUCGCCCCCCGCGUCAUCCCUUUCUCCGAGCAACUCCUCUUCGUCGCCACCCUUUUCUAUCGUCACCUCCUCCCCAAGAAGACCGCCGACUCCGCUGGCACCAAGCCUUACAUCGCCGAGUACAAGCUCGCCUUCGAGCACUUGUGCGUCCACGCCGGGAGCAAGGCGGUGCUGGACGCGCUUCAGAAGAAUCUGCGGCUCGAAGACCGCCACAUGGAGGCCUCCCUUGCGACCCUCCACCGCUUCGGCAACACGUCGAGCAGCAGCAUCUGGUAUGAGCUUGCGUACCUGGAAGCCAAAGGCCGAGUGCGUGGUGGCGACCGGGUGUGGCAGAUCGCGUUCGGUUCCGGGUUCAAGUGCAACAGCGCGGUGUGGAAGGCGACACGGCGAGUCCGGAGGCCGAACAGGAGCCCCUGGCUCGACUGCGUCGACCGGUAUCCGGAAGGCGGCUAGGGUUUCAAAGCUAACGUAUGGGAUAUGCAUGCAUGGUGGCUUCUGUUUGCUUUCACGGUGGUCGACACUUGCUCCAAGCUCUGUUGUUCGGUUUACCGUAUGUGGCUUAUGUUUGCUCCUUUUUAUCUGCAGGUAUGUCAAUUCUUUUAGAUAUUAGAAUUAUAUAAAAAUAAUAAUAAUAUUCAGAUUAA